AUAAUGAGCGAGGAUUCGGCGAUCACCCCCAGCUGGCUGAGUCCGGACCCCACGUCCUGGGCCAGCGGUGGAGGGUCUCUGCUCACGGACAACAGCACCGGGGGUCUCGGGGCCUUCCCCUCGGAGGACAGCCUGGCCGCGGGGCCCCUGCCCCUGCUGGUCAACCCCUGGGACAUCGUGCUGUGCUCCUCCGGCACGCUGAUCGCCUGCGAGAACGCCCUGGUGGUGCUGGUGAUCUGGCAGAACCCGGGCCUGCGGGCGCCCAUGUUCCUCCUGAUCGGCAGCCUGGCCCUGGCCGACCUGCUGGCCGGCCUGGGCCUGGUGCUGCACUUCACCUGUGCCUACCUGCUGCGCUCCGACUCGGCCCAGCUGCUCACGGUGGGGUUGGUGGUGGCCUCCUUCUCCGCCUCCGUCUUCAGCCUGCUGGCCAUCACCAUCGACCGCUACCUGUCGCUGUACUACGCGCUGACCUACAACUCGGAGCGCACGGCCGCCUUCACCUACACCAUGCUGGUGCUGCUGUGGGGGCUGUCACUGUGCCUGGGGCUGCUGCCCGUCACCGGGGUCAACUGCCUGGCGGAGGAGGCGUCCUGCAGCGUGGUGCGGCCCCUCACCAAGAACAACGUGGCCGUGCUGUCCGUCUCCUUCCUGCUGCUCUUCGGCCUCAUGCUGCAGCUCUACGUGCAGAUCUGCAAGAUCGUCAUGCGCCACGCCCACCAGAUCGCCCUGCAGCACCACUUCCUGGCCGCCACGCCCCACUACGUCACCACGCGCAAGGGCGUGUCCACGCUGGCAAUCAUCCUGGGCACCUUCGCGGCGUGCUGGAUGCCCUUCACCGUGUACUCGCUGGUGGCCGACUACACCUACCCACCGCUGUACACCUACGCCACGCUGGUGCCCGCCACCUACAACUCCGUCAUCAACCCCGUCAUCUACGCCUUCCGCAACCAGGAGAUCCAGAAGGCGCUGUGGCUGGUGUGCUGCGGCUGUGUGCCGGCCGGGGUUGCCCAUCGCGCCCGGACCCCCAGCGACGUCUGA
Gadus chalcogrammus (walleye pollock) is the source of this 1038-nucleotide messenger RNA. It is a transcript of the gene gpr12, whose product is annotated as G protein-coupled receptor 12. Gene Ontology annotation, molecular function: G protein-coupled receptor activity. Gene Ontology annotation, biological process: G protein-coupled receptor signaling pathway. Gene Ontology annotation, cellular component: membrane. The transcript has a single exon. Bases 4 to 1038 code for a protein of 344 amino acids. NCBI's taxonomy places the organism in Eukaryota, Metazoa, Chordata, Actinopteri, Gadiformes, Gadidae. The record is from RefSeq and is a predicted model, not a curated record.